This is a messenger RNA of Juglans regia (Persian walnut), 1032 nucleotides long. RefSeq lists its product as uncharacterized. NCBI's taxonomy places the organism in Eukaryota, Viridiplantae, Streptophyta, Magnoliopsida, Fagales, Juglandaceae. Gene Ontology annotation, molecular function: RNA-DNA hybrid ribonuclease activity; nucleic acid binding. The coding region runs from base 1 to 1032 and encodes 343 amino acids. The record is from RefSeq and is a predicted model, not a curated record. The transcript has a single exon.
AUGCAGAGGAGGAAAAGGUUGCUAGGGGAAUCCUCGAGGGCUUUUCUUGAAGAUGAAGGGUGGAAGGGUAUUUGGAGAUUAAAAGUCCCGGGGGUUACAAAAAUCUUCAUUUGGAAAGCUCUAAAUAAUUGUCUUCCAACUAGAAGGAACUUGUUUAAAAGGAAAAUACUCGAAAACUCCUGCUGCCCUAUAUGCAAUCAGUAUGAAGAAACUAUUUGUCAUGUUCUCUGGAGUUGUGCUGCAGCAGUGGAUGUUUGGGCAGAAAGAAGAAGUCCAGUUCAGAAAUGGCCAUCUGCAGAAGUGGAUUUUGGGUCUGUAUGGAGGAAAAUGUCACAAUCUUUGAGCAUGGAAGAAUUGGACUUGUCUGCUAUAGUCUUGAGGAAUAUUUGGUUAAGAAGAAACAUGUUUAUAUUUGAAUCAUGCUUUAAUAGUCCUGCUAGUAUUUUUCAGCAAGCCGAAAUGACAAGGAUUGAGUACAUGACAGCAAAUAAUACUGAAUGCCCGGGAAGAAAUAUUGUAGAAAGAAGGGAGGUGAGAUGGAAAAAACCAAGGGAGGGGGUGACAAAGAUAAAUUGGGAUGCUGCUUUUCUGAAAAGUAGCAAAAGGAUGGGAAUUGGGAUUGUGUUCCGAGAUCAAGAAGGGGACAUUCUGUUAUCAGCAUGUAUACCACUUUCAAGUGUCAUGACAGCAGCUCAAGCAGAGGCUAAUGCUCUAUGGAAAGCUCUGAAGAUGUGUGAGGAGUUGCGGAUAGGUGAAGCUGAAUUAGAAGGGGAUGCUCUAAGCAUUGUCAAUGCUAUAAACAACAGAGAAGAAAACUGGGAGUGGGGAGGUCAGACAAUUGAAGACAUACGGGGUUUAUUACACAAUAGACCUCAAUGGCAUGUUACUCAUACUUUUAGAGAAGCAAACAAAGUAGCUGAUUUUUUAGCAAAGUUUUCAUUAAAUGUAAAUGAAGAGGUAAUUUGGAUGGAAGAUGGCCCGGAGGGUCUGUACAGUUUGGUCCUACAAGACAAAGUUGUAACUGACUCUUAG